This is a messenger RNA of Enterobius vermicularis (human pinworm), 495 nucleotides long. The record is from the annotation of a GenBank genome assembly. Lineage: Eukaryota; Metazoa; Nematoda; Chromadorea; Rhabditida; Oxyuridae.
GAUUUCGCUAAACUUGACACUCUCGUAAACAAGUUUGAAUUAGAAAAGAUUGAAAAGAAAGUACUGAGUUUAAUGCAAACCCCGGCACCACUAUGUGAAUCCAGUGAUUGCAAUAAUCGCGGUCUUUGUAUUGGAGAUAAAAAUUCGUUUGUAUGCGCUUGUCAACUUGGAUACAGCGGAACCAGGUUGACCGGUACCCUAUGCGAUAAUACGGACUGCAACAGUCAAGGAAUCUGUAUCGGUACGAAAGAAGCAUUUUUAUGCGUUUGUAAUCUAGGAUAUCUCGGUGAACGCUGUGAAAGCCGUAUCGGCAUUGAUCUUCAACCAGCAACAGCCAAUGCACUCUGUGAGCUUAAAGACUGCAACAAUAACGGUAUCUGCGUAGGCACCAAAAACAAUCCAGUAUGCCUAUGCAAUCUUGGCUACACUGGAUUACGGUGUGAAAUAGGUAAGGCAACUUGGCUAUCAUUUACUACCAUCAAUUAUCAAUUAUAA